This is a messenger RNA of Anarrhichthys ocellatus (wolf-eel), 918 nucleotides long. Its product is annotated as rho GTPase-activating protein 15-like. Bases 267 to 701 code for a protein of 144 amino acids. Lineage: Eukaryota; Metazoa; Chordata; Actinopteri; Perciformes; Anarhichadidae. Gene Ontology annotation, cellular component: cytoplasm. Gene Ontology annotation, biological process: regulation of GTPase activity. The record is from RefSeq and is a predicted model, not a curated record. The transcript is spliced from 4 exons.
CUUGGUAGAUAACUAAUAAAAUAUUCCCAGUAGAAAAUACUUUUUAAUCACAUUCUUGACAGCAUUGAUUUGAUAAAGACCAGUGGUAUUUUGUGAACACACUGAGUGAGAAAUGGAUCGACAGCAACACUACAUGAAAAGUCGCAUUGACUAAUAAAAACCCUCUUUUGUCCCUCCACAGAAUCACAAACCUCCAGAGUGCUGCGAAGCAACCUCCGCUGAUUCAGCCUCCACAGCGCAGCACAGCACCACAAGAAGCUGUGCAGAUGCGUGUAAAGAGCUCCCAGAGCUCCGGAGAACGCCUCAGUCAGUCUAAGUCCAUGGUGCUGCAGGAGUCCGACCUACCUAAAAAGCCUAUCUCUCGGCAUCGCAGGAAUCAGUCUCAGCACAACGUCUUAGUUGCAGGAGGAGGACUUGCUGUUUUUGAACCAUUGGUGGAGCUGAAAGGUGAACAUCUGAAUGUGGCGAAAAUCUCAGAGAGCGGUAAGAAGCAAAGGAAGAACUGGACCUUCAUGUGGAGCGUACUGACCUCAGACCAGCUGCUGUUUUAUAAAGAGAGACCACAAGAAACUAGUCUGAAACCAGGAAGUAAGACAGAUGUGGUUCAGCUGAGUGGAGCUCUUAUUGAGUGGACGACAGAGAAGUCGAGCAGGAAAAACGUUUUUCAGGUAACAAACCAACACAAACCUGUCACACGGUAACACUUGACAUUGUCAUGCACAUGUUUCUGCGCUGAAGCUGCUUUUUGUGGAUGAGUCCUAUUUCUCUCCAUGACAGCCACAUGCUGGACUCACAGAAACAUGAUUUCUUAUAUUUGAACUAUAGAAAAAAACCAGUUUGACUUUCUUCUUUAUUUGUAUCUCAAUAAACCACAAUGGCCUUUGAUUAAACCUUUUAUACACACACACACACACACAC